Molecule: messenger RNA, 1151 nt
Organism: Grus americana (Whooping crane)
Lineage: Eukaryota; Metazoa; Chordata; Aves; Gruiformes; Gruidae
Exons: 3
Coding region: 153-995 (280 amino acids)
Source: RefSeq, a predicted model, not a curated record
GGGGGUAAACGUGGGUCCAAGGGGUGUCAGGACCGGGACGCCUGGGUCCCACCCAACACCCCAGCCGCCUGGGUGCCAUGUAGCUGUGGGAGGGACAGUGACGUAAGUGGAGCCAGCCGAGGAAACGCAAGGAGCCAAGGGGCACAAGGAGGAUGUCCUCUCAGUUGCUGUCCUCGGCGGUGGCCUCGUCCACGGUGGCCUCGGGGCGGGCGCUGUGGGCACUGUCGGUGCUGGCGGAGGCGCUGGCGACGCCGGAGACGGUGGCGUUGGCGUUGGCAGAGGCAAAGGCAGUGUUGGCAGAGGUGGAGGAGGCAUUGGUAGGACUGGAGAAGGCGUUGGAGACGGCGCUGGCGGAGGCGGCGCCAAUGAUGCCGACGCCGCCGGGGCUCAAUGUCGAAAGUCUCUACCAGGCGCUGGGGGCGGCCGCCAAGGCUGGUGCCAGCGAACUGGAACAGGAGCUGAGAAGGAAUCACCAGCGCCGUAGACGUCUGUGGGUGGUCCAGAUCUUCGCCCUGGUGCUGAUGCUUCUCUUUGCCCCCCUGUUGUCCCUGGACGUGGUGCGGGAGGUGCUGGGGGUGACACAGGAGACCCACCUCGUCCCCUGCCUGGCCACCAUCACCCUCCUCUGCCAGGUGGCCCUGUGGGGUGCGGGGAUAUCCAAACGUCACUUGGCCACCGCCGCCAGCCACCAGCGUCACCAAGCCCUCCGCUACCGUCGCCUGGCUCGGGAUGCCGCCGCUGCCGCCGCCGCCGCCACCGAGGCCAGCGAGGCCAUCGCCGCUGCCAAUGUCACCCUGGGGAUGUUGGAGGAGGUAACCAGUCACUUGAGGUCACUGGUGGACGCUGUCACCCAGGACCUGGAGAUGGCCCGGGGCUUCUCUGCCAGCGCCCGUGCCCUUGGGGACGCUGUGGUGGCCUUGGGGACAGUGAUGGGGGACAAGGAGGGGACACAGAGGUUGGCCCAGGCAUUGGAGGCUCUGCCAGGGGAUGAGUAGGGACGGGGACACCGGCAGGACGUCCCUUCUCCGUCCUGAGGACACCGGGAUGUCCCUCCUCCUGGGGACAUUGAGGACAUUCCCUUUGUGGUCCAAGGACACAAGGGACGAGUUGGUGACACCGUGCCCUGUCCUCCAAUAAACCUCAGGAACACA